This is a messenger RNA of Nymphaea colorata (pocket water lily), 4058 nucleotides long. Its product is annotated as probable manganese-transporting ATPase PDR2. The record is from RefSeq and is a predicted model, not a curated record. The transcript is spliced from 23 exons. Bases 317 to 3904 code for a protein of 1195 amino acids. Gene Ontology annotation, cellular component: endoplasmic reticulum membrane. Lineage: Eukaryota; Viridiplantae; Streptophyta; Magnoliopsida; Nymphaeales; Nymphaeaceae. Gene Ontology annotation, molecular function: P-type ion transporter activity; ATP hydrolysis activity; ATP binding. Gene Ontology annotation, biological process: intracellular calcium ion homeostasis.
CUGUGGCCGGUGAGGGCUUCGAUGGCCCCUGAAAACUCGCGCUGAAGGGGAAGACCUGCUUUGCAUCCCUUCGCUGGGAAGGGGAGUGGACAUGUAAAAUCGCUAUUUUACCCUUCCAACAAGCCGCCUCUGCACCUUCAAUCGCAAAUCGGGGGCUGCUCUUCCGGCCGCAUCCUUCAAACGAAGUCCAGGGACUGGGGUGAGCCCGAGGGUUUUGUUAAAUGCUUGUGAUUAUUCCGGCUUAACGUCUCAAUUCCUGCAUUUUCACCAUGGAAUGACAUCAGAAAGUUUUUGAAGAAAAAUUUUGAGGAAAAGGAUGACGAGGUUCCAGGUUGACGGGAAAGUGGUGGAGAGAGUGGAUUUGUUGAAACGGAGACAUUGGCUUUGGCGCUUGAAUGUCUGGCCGUUUGCCAUUAUAUAUUCUCUUUGGGUUUUCAUAGUCUUGCCAAGUCUUGACUUUACUGAUGCAGCUAUAGUUUUUGGUGGGAUAGCUGUUGUUCAUAUCCUAGUGUUUCUGUUCACUGCUUGGUCAGUUGACUUCAGAUGCUUUGUUCAGUAUAGUAAGGCUAAGGGUAUUCAUGAUGCGGAUGCUUGCAAGAUUACUCCUGCAAAAUUUUCUGGUUCCAAGGAGAUUGUGCCACUUUGUUGUCGUAAAAUUACGGCAGGGUCUUCAACAUCCCAGACUAUUGAUUCAGAAGAAAUCUACUUUGACUUUAGAAAGCAAAGGUUUAUUUUUUCAGAUGAGAUGAAGAAUUUCUGCAAGCUUCCUUAUCCAUCAAAGGAAACAUUUGGAUUUUAUCUUAGAAACACAGGCCAUGGUUCAGAAGCAAAAGUUUCUGCUGCUAUUGAGAAAUGGGGACGUAAUGUGUUUGAUUACCCCCAACCAACAUUCCAGAAGCUGAUGAAGGAGCAUUGCAUGGAACCUUUCUUUGUUUUCCAGGUUUUCUGUGUGGGCCUUUGGUGUCUCGACGAGUAUUGGUACUAUAGUUUGUUCACCUUAUUCAUGUUAUUUUUGUUUGAAUCAACAAUGGCAAAGAGUCGAUUAAAAACAUUGACAGAGCUGAGGCGUGUGAGGGUUGAUAAUCAGACAAUUAUGGUGCAUCGAUGUGGGAAGUGGGUGAAGCUGUCCGGAGUGGACCUCCUUCCUGGUGAUGUUGUUUCCAUUGGACGCUCUUCUGGUCAAAGUGGAGAGGAUCGAUCUGUCCCUGCAGAUAUGCUUUUGCUAGCAGGAAGUGCAAUAGUAAAUGAAGCAAUUCUGACAGGCGAAUCUACUCCUCAGUGGAAGGUUUCAAUAUCAGGUAGAGGUAUGGAAGAGAAAUUAUCUGCUAGGAGAGACAAAAAUCACAUCCUGUUUGGAGGGACAAAAAUCUUGCAGCAUACUCCAGAUAAGGCAGUGCAUCUGAAAACGCCUGAUGGAGGGUGCUUGGCCGUUGUAUUACGUACUGGAUUUGAGACAAGUCAAGGGAAGCUGAUGAGGACAAUCUUGUUUUCCACCGAGAGGGUUACUGCAAAUAGCUGGGAAAGUGGGUUGUUCAUUCUGUUUCUAGUUGUUUUUGCACUUAUUGCUGCUGGUUAUGUUCUGAAAAAGGGACUAGAGGAUCCAUCAAGAAGCAAGUACAAACUCUUCCUAAGUUGUUCACUAAUUAUUACUUCUGUGAUCCCACCUGAGCUUCCUAUGGAACUCUCCAUUGCUGUCAAUACAUCAUUGAUUGCACUAGCACGCCGUGGUAUUUUUUGCACAGAACCAUUUCGAAUUCCAUUUGCUGGGAAGGUUGAUAUAUGUUGUUUUGACAAGACUGGUACACUUACAUCAGAUGAUAUGGAGUUUAGGGGGGUUGUUGGCCUGACUUCAAGUAUGGAAUUAGAAUCUGAUACAAGUAAAAUUCCAUUACGUACCCAAGAAAUCCUUGCUGCAUGUCAUGCGUUGGUGUUUGUGGACAAUAAAUUGGUUGGUGACCCACUUGAGAAGGCAGCAAUUAAAGGGAUAGACUGGACAUACACUUCUGAUGAGAAGGCCGUGCCUAAAAGGGGAAGCACACAUGCUGUACAAAUCAUCCAACGACAUCAUUUUGCUUCUCAUUUGAAACGAAUGGCAGUUGUUGUUCGUGUUCAAGAAGAAUUUUUUGCGUUUGUGAAGGGUGCUCCAGAAACGAUCCAAGGGCGGUUGACUGAAUUGCCGCAAGGAUAUGUUGACACCUAUAAGCAAUUUACUCGCCAGGGCUCUAGAGUUUUGGCCCUUGCAUACAAGUCUAUUCCUGAAAUGACCGUCAGUGAGGCCAGGAACUUGGAAAGAGAUUUGGUGGAAAGUGAUCUGAUUUUUGCUGGUUUUGCAGUUUUCAAUUGUCCUAUUAGAGCAGAUUCUGCAACUGUGCUGUGUGAGUUGAAGGGAUCCACACAUGAUUUGGUGAUGAUCACUGGAGAUCAAGCUUUAACAGCCUGCCAUGUGGCAAGCCAAGUACACAUUAUUUCUAAACCAUCACUAAUUCUGACUCCAGUGAGGGGCUCUCAAAGAUUUGAGUGGGUCUCACCAGAUGAAAGUCAGACGAUUUCUUACAGUCAAAAUGAAGUGGAAUCUUUGUCAGAAUCUUUCGAUCUUUGUAUUGGCGGGGACUGCUUUGAAAUGUUACAACAAGGUUCAGCUGCUCUGCAAGUCAUUCCAUUUGUAAAGGUCUUUGCAAGGGUUGCCCCAGAUCAGAAGGAACUCAUAAUGACCACUCUCAAGACAGUUGGGAGGAUGACUUUGAUGUGUGGAGAUGGAACGAAUGAUGUUGGGGCAUUAAAGCAGGCUCAUGUGGGUGUUGCCCUACUGAAUGCAAUACCACCAGCACAACCAGAUGGUUCAUCAUCAGCUGAAGCUUCCAAGAGCGACACGAAGGUCGGGAAACAGAAGAAGCAGUCAAAACCAGGAACGGAGUCGCUUGGUCUGAAUGGAGAUGGAUCCGGACAGAGUAAAAGCAGAGCCAGUCGAGCACCAAAGGCAUCAGAAUCAGGUUCUAACGCCACUGCUAAUCGUCAUCUGACUGCAGCUGAGAAGCAGCGUCUCAAGCUGAAGCAGCUCAUGGAUGAGAUGAAUGAAGAGGGUGAUGGCCGUUCCCCACCCAUUGUCAAGCUCGGAGAUGCGUCAAUGGCAUCACCGUUCACUGCAAAACAUGCUUCAGUUUCGCCCACUCUUGACAUAAUCCGCCAAGGUCGGAGUACACUUGUGACGACACUUCAGAUGUUCAAGAUUCUGGGCCUCAACUGCCUCGCGACUGCCUAUGUUCUAAGUGUUAUGUACCUGGAUGGCGUUAAACUCGGCGACAUGCAGGCCACCAUAAGCGGUGUCUUCACAGCAGCGUUCUUCCUCUUCAUUUCGCAUGCCCGGCCACUUUCAACACUCUCGCCUGAGCGCCCGCACCCAAAUAUUUUCUGUGCUUACGUCUUUCUCUCCCUGCUUGGUCAGUUUGCAAUUCACCUGUUAUUCCUCAUCUCAUCAGUGAAGGAAGCGGAGAAGUACAUGCCAGAGGAAUGUGUAGAGCCAGAUUCCGAAUUCCAUCCUAAUCUGGUGAACACGGUCUCUUACAUGGCUAGCAUGAUGAUUCAGGUAGCCACUUUUGCCGUGAACUACAUGGGCCAUCCUUUUAACCAGAGCAUAAGGGAGAACAAGCCUUUCUUGUACGCGCUCACUAUGGCCGUCGUAUUUUUCACGGCUAUUACUUCCGAUCUGUUCAGGAGUUUGAAUGAUUGGUUAAAGCUUGUGCCAUUGCCGCAGCCUUUUGGUACGAAGCUGCUUGGCUGGGCAAUGCUCAUGAUGGUGAGUUGUUUAUUGUGGGAGCGGUUAUUGAGGUGGGCCUUUCCAGGGAAGAUGCCAUCACGGAAGAGGCGGCAACGUCCGGCAGCUAUAGCGCAGAAGAAGGCAUUGUAACCUACCGAGAAACUUUGUAGCGAAUUUUCUCCCCAUUUUCAUAAUUUUGUCUUUCUAAGCUUUCAUCCUCAUCAUUGUUUAAUUUAUAGUAGAAUUUUCAUUGGACAAGGAGAGAGGUAGUUUAACAUUAAUUAAUAUUUGGAGAAUUCAAGCA